Henningerozyma blattae CBS 6284 is the source of this 1386-nucleotide messenger RNA. RefSeq names its product Esc2p (gene ESC2). Bases 1 to 1386 code for a protein of 461 amino acids. Gene Ontology annotation, molecular function: protein binding. The transcript has a single exon. NCBI's taxonomy places the organism in Eukaryota, Fungi, Ascomycota, Saccharomycetes, Saccharomycetales, Saccharomycetaceae. The record is from RefSeq and is a predicted model, not a curated record.
AUGAGUUCUGACGAUUCACAAGAUUAUUCAACCAGUGAUGACGAUGAUGAUUUUUUCAUUGCUCAUGAUAUAGAAGAGCCAGCAAACCAAGAUGGCAGGGAACUUCCACAGCAACAAAUUUCAAACACCAGUGAAGAUUUUGAAGAAGGAAAGCCUUCUAUUCAUACUGCAACCAAUCAAGACCUUUUACCAUUAGAUUUAUCGACAGAAAUUAGCCUAGCUAACGUUAAUGUGGUUGACAAAUAUCGUGAGAAUAUUCUCCAAAUCGACGAGUCUGAACCUAACAUCCCCAUAUACGAUAUAGUAUAUGAAAGUCCGAACUACAAUAACUCUAGUAAAAGAAUAACAAGAGGAAGAUCAAAACUUAGAAAUUCAAAUUCAGAAUUUCCUAAAUCUCCAAACGAUUCUCUUUCUAGGUCACAAUCUAGAUCACUUUCUCCAUAUAAUACAAAACGCCAAAAAAUAUCAUCUACUAAUUCAAAAGUAAAUAACAAGUUAAAUUCCAAUGAGAAAGAACUAAUGUCAGAUGAAGCAGAAGAUGAAGAUGAUGAAUUUUUUAAAGCUUUGAAACAUUCUUCUUCUGUGCCGCCUUCAUCAACCAUGAAAUCUGAUAUAAAAACCACAAAAGAUCAAGGAAACCCUAAGAGAAUAUAUAAUGUGAGAUUUAUAUCAAAAAUAGAGGGAACAUUGGAUAAAAAAGUACAGGUAAAAGUUUUAGGAAAAUUCCCGUUCUCCAAAAUAUUACCACCAGCUUUGAAAGCAUUUUCUGAAGAAUACAAAAUCCCAAAUGUUUUGAAACAGUACUAUAGAGUUAACAAUGUAACACUUUAUUGGAAUGAUUCGAAACUAUUAAAUUUUAUGACCUGUAAUUCGCUAAAUAUUCCUCAAAUAUAUGAAAAUGAAAUAUCUGAUGUAGAAAUAAUUGUGAUUACAAAGACUAACGAAAAAAGUUAUGAAGAUAAAAUUAAUAUGAGUUUAAAGCAAAAUAUUGAACAAAACUUAGCACAGAAAUCUAACGAAAUCAAAGAACUUCGUAAAUUAAAGGUAGAAUCUUUUGAACAUAAUUCAAUUCAAGAAUUUGAAAAAGAACUUAAAGAAUUAUCUCAAGAUGGUGUAGAUACGAAACAAACAGCAAAUAUAGAUGAUAUUCCGAAUGAAUCUCAUAUCAAAAUUGCUCUACUUACACAAGACAAUAAAAAGUUGUAUGUAAAGGUUCGAAACUCAACACCAUUUUCGGAGCUAGUGAAUUAUUUUAGAGAACAAAAACAACUAGGAGAAACCCAACAAAUUAAAUUAAUUUUCGACAAUGAAGAAUUGGACUUAAAUGAGACAGUUGGGGAUCAAGAUAUGGAGGAUGAAGAUAUGAUAGAAGUCGUACUAAUUUAG